Molecule: messenger RNA, 690 nt
Organism: Paramecium pentaurelia
Lineage: Eukaryota; Ciliophora; Oligohymenophorea; Peniculida; Parameciidae
Source: the annotation of a GenBank genome assembly
AUGAUUCUUUAUACUUUAAUUUCCAAAGGAAAUCUAGUCUUGUCAGAAUAUACAGAAUUAGAAGGUGAUUUUACUGAAAUGGCUCGUAUUGUACUCAAAAGUGUGAAGCCCAAUUAGUAAAAAUAAAUAUUUAGUAAAGUAUAUGAUGGUAAAACGUAGAAUGAAUAUGUCUUUUGUAUUACAUGCAUUUCCAAUCUUCGAUUUCUAUGUAUGAUCCAUAAUAGUUAAAAUAAAGAAAAAGCUUUUGCAUUUCUUGAAGCUAUUCAUUAAGAAUAUUCAAAUUGUUCUAAAAGUAUUUUGAUUCUAAAAUUAAAGAUUCCGAUUUUAAUAAUGGUCAAUUCUCAGCUUAAUUAUGUCGUAUGAUGAAAGGUUUUAAUUAAUUGGAUCAAAAAGAUGCAUUGACUAAUCUUGAAGAAACUGUAGAAGACUUAAAUGAAUCAGCAUUUCAAAAUCUACGUAAAAUGAUUGGUAUAUAUACUUAAAAAAUAUUGAUUAGAAAGAGAAGUUAGACUUGAUGUAUUAGUUAAAAAGACUGAAGAAUUGACUAAGAAUGCAGAUAUUAUUUUUAAAUAUAGUAGAAAUGUUCAUAGAGCAACAAGAGGUAGCGAAUUUAGAUUUGGAGGAAAAGUCUUAAUUCUAUCUUUGGUUAUAUUUGCAAUUUUGAGCUUAUACAUCUAUUAUCAAAUUUGA